GAUUCAUUCACAGUUUUAUCAAUAUCUCGAGAAAAUGAGUGACUCUACUCCAGCUGCAUACAUUCACAUGGUGCAACACAUGAUAGAGAUAUGUUUGGGACUCAACAUGAGCAAAGAAGAAUGCAUGGAAGCUCUCUCUAAGAGUACUGGAAACAUCAAUCCCAUCAUCACUUCCACUGUGUGGAACGAGCUGGUUAAGGAGAACAAGGACUUCUUCGAGAAGUAUGAAGAGAAGCUUAUGAAAAAAUAAAGCCAAUGUGGAAGGUCGAGACAAAACCAGAUGAUUUAGAUUUCAAAAAAUGAUAUGUGAUUCUUUAAAAUAAUUAUCUUUGUCAUUUAUUCAUAUAUCCCAU
This is a messenger RNA of Capsella rubella, 353 nucleotides long. RefSeq lists its product as uncharacterized. The record is from RefSeq and is a predicted model, not a curated record. Gene Ontology annotation, biological process: developmental process. The transcript is spliced from 3 exons. NCBI's taxonomy places the organism in Eukaryota, Viridiplantae, Streptophyta, Magnoliopsida, Brassicales, Brassicaceae. Bases 35 to 250 code for a protein of 71 amino acids.